GCCUUCGAAAGGAGUGACUUGCAUGUCACACGUACGAUAGCUUUGAGUGGGCGUUGCUCAGACUUCGCGCCGCCGCCUUUCAGUCUCUACAAUACGCCUUGCCGUCACAUAUUAGAACAUAAACCUAUAUUUGUUGCAGGGUCUUGACCAUGUGAGAUUUCGCGCACUUGGUUCCGAACCAGGAUGUCAGCUCAAAGCCCACGAUAUUACGGAGCCCUCUCUGACUUCGGGUAUAUAGACCGGACCGGGCACUCUUUAUCACGAAAUGAUUAGUGUUCGUGCUUUAUUGUCGAUUUAAGAGUACGGGCUGUUUUUGUAGAAUAUAUACCUUGGUACUCAGAGCGUGAAGCGGCUGAUGUACAUCAUGGCUUCAAGGCAGUCGAAACCCUUCGUUGCCAUACUUGGCACAUUCAUAUCAUUGUCUUCAACACUUGCUGUACCAGGCAAUCUAGUCCCGGGAUGGAGCUAUAGUGGUUGUUACACGGAUGUUGGGCGUACGAUCGAUGCUGACAGCACUACGGGGGACCAGAUGACAUCUGAGUCCUGCAUCACGUAUUGCGCGUCCAAAGGUUACCCCUACGCAGGGACUGAAUACUAUAGCGAAUGCUAUUGUGGAACGGAACUCACCGAUGGUGCAGCCAAAGUCGCGGAAAGCGAUUGCAAUACAGCAUGUUCUGGUGACAAUACACAACCUUGUGGUGCUGGUAAUAGACUCACACUCUUCAAUAACCCCAGUAUCAAAGGCCCACAGGCCAACACGGGUAUCCAGGACUGGCCAUUUAUUGGCUGUUACACAGAAGGAGUAACCGGUCGUGCUUUGGAAAUUGCGGCCAAUAUUUCUGAUGAUCAAGUAAAUGGCGCCAACUGUACUGCCGCUUGUGAGAAGGCUGGAUAUGUCCUAGCUGGUACUGAAUACUCUGGGGAAUGCUACUGCGGCAACCAAAUAUCAAAUAACGCCACCCUUGCGACAGAUGGCUGUACUAUGCUCUGCAACGCGAACAAGACCGAAGUUUGCGGUGGUCCCAACCGACUUAACAUUUAUGACUUUAGGUUGACAUUUCCGGUGACGCUGAGUAGUAGCGGUUCUACCUCGCUAGCUGCUGCUGCUGCUGCUGCUGCUGCUUCUUCUUCUUCUUCUUCUUCUUCUCUCCCACCUCCAAUGUCGAUCAUAACAUCAAUUGCUUCUUCCGAUGUGGCCCCUACAACUACAGAUCCGGUAUCGUUCGAUAUUUCAGUAGCAGCCUCGAAUCCUAAUUCGGGUAUCCGAGCGGUAGCUACCACAAGCACGUCUUCAACGGCUUCUGCCAGCCCCACAGCUCCAAGUCAACCUAAAGCCAUUGGCAACUAUAUUUUCUAUGGCUGUCAGACGGAGGCAACUAAUGUGAGAGCUCUUUCUGCCUACAAUUACGCCAAUGACACCAUGACAUUGGAAUCAUGCCAAGCGUUCUGUAGUGCCAAAGGUUCUACCUAUUUUGGCACCGAGUACGGUCGUGAGUGUUACUGCGGUGACAAAUUUGGAACCGGCUCUGUCGCUGCUCCCGUCUCGGAUUGUAGUCAGCUAUGUGCUGGUGACAAGUUGCAGUUUUGUGGCAAUGGUAACCGUCUAUCGGUCUAUGUCAAGAACGGCACGGCCAUCCCUAGCAGUUCAGGAAUUUCAAGCAAUUUGAACACUGCCACAGGUACUGCUACCGGGGCAGCAGUCUCUUCUUCGGCGGCGGCAGUGACUGGACUUCCCACGGGGUGGAGCAGUCAAGGAUGUUGGCAAGAUGGUCCGAACGGUCGUAUCAUGCCUACCUACCAAGCUCCAGACAGUCAGACAUUGACUCCCCAAUCCUGUGCUCAACUUUGCUAUAGUAAGGGCUAUAACGUAUCCGGAACGGAAUACUACUCCCAGUGCUUCUGCAGCAAUGCUAUCUACAAUGGUGGCAUCAAGGGUACUGAUCAGACGAAGUGUAAUACUCCGUGUGCUGGUGAUAGCUCUGUCAUGUGUGGUGGAGCCGGUUACCUGAGCAUCAUUUCGAAUGGAAUACCUCCUACUUACCAACCUCCAGCUCCUCAAACAGGUGGACUCAACGGUACCUGGACAUAUCAAGGUUGCUAUUCUGACAAUCUCAACAACAAGCGUACCCUGCCGUGGCAGCUCUAUUUCCCUGGCACUCUUACCGCUUCAAACUGUCUGUACCAGUGUGGCCAAUUUGGUUACAUGGCAGCUGGUAUGGAGUACGGUGAAGAGUGCUAUUGUGGUGACCCUGGUGAUAUCGUCGCCAUUGGCGCCACAAAACAAGCGGAAACCGACUGCAAUCUUCCUUGCGCGGGAAACGCUUCUGCAAUAUGUGGUGGUGGUAGCCGCCUAUCGAUGUACUACUGGACUGGCAAGAAUCCACUAUGGCAGUUCUCUUACCCUACUGGCAAUGCUGCUGGUACCUAUUCGAAUCUCCUAGGUGGUGUCGUCACCCCGCUCAUGACCAUGCAAUCCAUCACGGGCAAAGUCACUUUUCUUGAGAAAUGGGGCACUGGUGCAGCCAACAGUACAGGUGCAUAUGAGCUUGACCUGACUUAUGGAGACAGGUAUAAGGCAUGGAGAGAAAUGCAUGUCAAGACUGACAUUUUCUGUUCUGCUGGUGUUAUUCUUCCUGACAAGGCAGGGAGACAGCUCACAGUCGGAGGUUGGUCCCUUGACUCGACCUAUGGUGUCCGUUUAUACUGGCCUGACGGAACUCCUGGAAUCAACGGCACUAACGACUGGGAAGAAGAUGUAAGCACUCUUAGACUCCAAGACGGCCGAUGGUACCCGACAGCCAUGGUCAUGGCUAAUGGGUCUGUCCUGGUCAUCGGCGGAGAGGAGGGCUCAAACGGACGAGCUGUUCCGACAUUGGAGAUUUUGCCAUACACUGGCACCGACCCCUUGACAAUGGACUGGCUGGCCCGUACUGAUCCCAAUAACUUGUAUCCUUUCACGGCUGUUUUACCCGGCGGUGGUAUCUUCGUCGGAUAUUGGAAUGAAGCGCUCAUCAUGAACGAGAAUACCUUUGCUACCACAAAACAACUCCCUAACAUGCCCGGCUCUGUCAACGAUCCUAAAGGCGGCCGUACAUAUCCUCUCGAAGGUACGGCUGUACUGCUUCCUCAAUACGCUCCUUACAGUGAACCAUUGAGUAUCCUCAUGUGCGGUGGCUCUACCGCCGGACCAGGACUUGCCCUCGACAACUGCGUCUCUAUACAGCCAGAAGUGACCAACGCCCAAUGGACGCUAGAACGUAUGCCCUCCAAGCGUGUCAUGUCCUGUAUGGCGCCGCUUCCUGAUGGUACCUACCUGAUUGCCAAUGGUGCCAAACAAGGUGUUGCUGGCUUCGGCCUCGCCACAGACCCCAACCUCAACGCCGUGCUGUACGAUCCGCGUAAGCCGAUUGGUAGUCGUAUGUCCGUUAUGGCCAACACGACUGUCGCCCGUCUGUAUCACAGCGAAGCCAUUACUCUGCUUGACGGACGUGUCCUGAUCAGCGGCUCCGACCCCGAAGACGGCGUCCAUCCACAAGAGAUUCGCGUCGAGGUUUUCACACCGCCAUACCUGUAUAGCGGCCUCCGCCGUCCAACAUUCACAGUCACAAACAAGGACUGGACUUACGGGCAGAGCGUUUCAUUCUCUCUUGGCUCCCCUGCCACCAACGGCGCUAUUGCAGUUUCGCUGUUGGGCGCAGUUUCAAGCACGCAUGGAAAUUCAAUGGGUGCGCGCACUCUUUUCCCGGCGGUGUCGUGUUCGGGGACUUCGUGUACCGUCACUGCACCACCCAAUGCGCACGUCGCACCACCCGGAUGGUACCAGAUGUUUGUUCUGGACGGAGCCAUGCCUGCCGUUGGUGUAUAUGUGCGUAUUGGUGGCGACCCCGCAAAGUUAGGCAAUUGGCCUUCUGGUAACUUCAAGAGGCCCGGUGUUUAGAUAGUGUUUUCGGGCAUAUGAAAUGCAGUACUUCUUAAUUAUAUACGACUAGUAUACAAUCUCGAUAGUAUGCCCAUA
This is a messenger RNA of Truncatella angustata, 4015 nucleotides long. RefSeq lists its product as uncharacterized. Lineage: Eukaryota; Fungi; Ascomycota; Sordariomycetes; Amphisphaeriales; Sporocadaceae. The transcript is spliced from 7 exons. Bases 356 to 3937 code for a protein of 1193 amino acids. The record is from RefSeq and is a predicted model, not a curated record.